AUGGAUGAUUUGUGGAAUGACACGUGGGAUUCUCUGAUUCAAGAGGUGCAGAAGGAAGCCGACAACGAGGGUGUGGAGGCGGCGGUGGCGCUCCCUCGUGCGAUUCACCAUCGUCGUACAAUCACACGAGACCAUUCCGGAGCGCAUCAACGGCUGAUGGCAGACUACUUUGGCGAUAACCCCCGUUACUCAUCAGAGAUUUUCCGUCGGCGUUUCAGAAUGUCGCGACCGCUCUUCACCCAUAUAGCGACGACAUUGGCGGCGCGGUACAGGUGCUUCACCCUCCGGAGUGAUUGCACUGGCCGGAUUGGGCUGUCUACUUUUCAGAAAUGCACCGCUGCAAUUAGGCAGCUUGACUAUGACGGACCGGCUGAUAUGUUCGACGAAUACCUACAGAUGGGUGAGACGACUAGCCUAGAAGUGCUCCGACAGUUCUGUAAGGGCAUCCAAAAUGUCUUUGGUCCGGAGUUACUACGAAAGCCAACAUCUGAUGAGUGCCAAAGACUACUAGAUAUGCACGGAGCGGUGCACAGUUCCCAGGGAUGA
Salvia hispanica is the source of this 546-nucleotide messenger RNA. RefSeq lists its product as uncharacterized. The record is from RefSeq and is a predicted model, not a curated record. NCBI's taxonomy places the organism in Eukaryota, Viridiplantae, Streptophyta, Magnoliopsida, Lamiales, Lamiaceae.